Messenger RNA from Serendipita indica DSM 11827, 1440 nucleotides. The record is from the annotation of a GenBank genome assembly. Lineage: Eukaryota; Fungi; Basidiomycota; Agaricomycetes; Sebacinales; Serendipitaceae.
AUGCUGUCAACCAAAGCUACUCCGAACGCUCCAAAGUCCAAGAAAGAGCUCGAGGAGCUUCUUCGAGAUGAUAUCAAAGUCAAAGUUGCUGGCAUUGACGAGGGAAAUACAUGGCAAUCCAAGGCAAAGUUUCUUAGCGCAGUUGAAGGGGAUGGUUUCGGAUUCUGCUCGGUCAUUUUUGGCUGGGAUAUUCACGACACGACAUAUAGUCGGGAGCUUCUCAUCUCCAACAAGGCAAAUGGAUAUCGAGAUAUCAUCGCCAAGGUCGAUCUGUCGACCUAUCGUCGUAUUCCCUGGGAGUACGAUGUCCCCUUCUUUCUCGUUUCCUUCCUGGACCCCGACACCAAGGAGCCAAUCUGUGCCUGCCCGCGAGGAACACUUGCAAAGGCAGUCACUGUUGCGGAGAGGCAUGAAUGGGAAUGUCUGGCUGGCGUGGAAUACGAGUACUUCACAUUCAAAGAGGAUCCGACGAGUGCGGCGGAUAAGAAAUUCAACGGUCUUAGUCCGUUGACUCCUGGCAUGCACGGUUACUCGUUGCUAAGAACGCAGCUCAACAAGGACUUCUUCAAUGACAUCUUUGACACUGCCAAUAGCUUUGCGAUCGAGAUAGAGGGUCAUCACACCGAAACUGGACCUGGUGUCUUUGAAACGGCGCUGGCAUACACAUCUGCCCUUCGCAUGGCCGACAACGCCAUUCUCUUCAAAUACCUUGCAAAGAGUCUUGGCAUGCAGUACGGGAACAUCAUGCCCAGUUUCAUGGCAAAACCAUGGGGAAAUCUUCCAGGUUGCAGCGGGCAUGUUCAUGUCUCGCUAAAGACAAAAGAUGGAAGGAAUGUUUUUGCCAUCGACAAGUCGCAUUUGCAUCGUGGGCGCUCAGACGCACAGUACGAGGAUACAAAGUGGCUCAGCAAAGAAGGUGAAUGGUUCCUUGCUGGCGUUCUUGAUGGUCUACCAGAUAUUGUGCCACUGAUGGUGCCCACCAUUAACGGCUAUAAACGCUUGGUCGGUGGCGAGUCGUUCUGGGCACCGAAUGCAGUCACCUGGGGCUACGACUCACGAGCGGCCUCUAUUCGACUCAUCACGCCACCGUCUUGCCCACGUUCAGCAACUAGAAUGGAGAUUCGAGUACCUGGAGCGGACAUGAACCCAUACUUUGCUCUUUCGGCCAUCUUCCUCCUCGGUUUUCGUGGUAUUGAGAAGCAAAUGUCAAUUCCCGUCCCACCUGUCAAGGACCUCAUGAACGACAAGUCCAGAGUUACGAAACUCGCGACCAAUCUCGAGACAGCCACUUCACUCUUCAUGCGGGAAGGCAGUGUAGCGCGAGAGGUAUUCGGUAACGAGUUUGUUGAUCACUUCGGAGGGACGAGAGAGCACGAAGUGAAUGCAUGGAAUGCAGCGGUGACGAACUGGGAAGUCGAAAGAUAUCUCGAAUUGGUGUAA